Stomoxys calcitrans (stable fly) is the source of this 347-nucleotide messenger RNA. RefSeq lists its product as uncharacterized. Bases 18 to 347 code for a protein of 109 amino acids. The record is from RefSeq and is a predicted model, not a curated record. Lineage: Eukaryota; Metazoa; Arthropoda; Insecta; Diptera; Muscidae. The transcript is spliced from 2 exons.
UACCUCGGAAUGCUGAAAUGCAUAUCAAAAUUCAAGUUAAACCGCCAGUGGGUGAUCAAAUUAUGAAUUUCAUGGAUAUCAAGCUGAACAUUUGCGAUUUUCUAAGCAAUAAUAUGCCAAAUCCCAUUGGUAUAAGUGUGAUAACAGAGAUAAGAAGGGUUGCUAAUUUGCCCUACUCGUGUCCCAUUAAAGGGAACUUUGCAUACACCAUCAAAAAUUCCACAUUUUCAAACAAGAUAUUGCCACCCUAUACACCGCAAUUUAUAAAAUUCAACUUUUCUUUGAACUUGUUUGCGGACAGCGAACCUAUGGCUCAAAUUUUGUUGCAAGGUUCCACAGGUCGAUGA